Messenger RNA from Cryphonectria parasitica EP155, 723 nucleotides. Its product is annotated as family 61 glycoside hydrolase. Bases 1 to 723 code for a protein of 240 amino acids. The transcript is spliced from 4 exons. Lineage: Eukaryota; Fungi; Ascomycota; Sordariomycetes; Diaporthales; Cryphonectriaceae. The record is from RefSeq and is a predicted model, not a curated record.
AUGCGGCUGGACAUCUUGGCUUCCAUCCUCUCGGCGGCCUCCCUCGUCGUUGCUCAUGGCGCAGUCACAUCUUACGAGAUCGGUGGCACCACCUAUCCAGGCUAUACAGGUUACUCGCCAUCAACCUCCCCGCCGACUAUCGAGAGACAAUGGCCCGACUAUAACCCAAUCCUGUCCGUCAGCGAUCCAAUGAUGACCUGCAAUGGCGGAACGUCAGCCGCUCUAAAUGCCACCGUCGCUCCCGGCGAAAAUGUUACCGCCAUCUGGGCCCAGUGGACCCAUCAGCAGGGCCCUGUCAUGGUGUGGAUGUACGACUGCGGCAGCGACUUCUCAUCCUGCGACGGCAAGUCACAGAAGUGGUUCAAAAUUGAUCAGAUGGGCAUGACGGCGCCCCCCCUGACUGGCACGAGCUGGGGAACGGCCAUUGUUGCAGCGACCCUCAAGUGGACAAGCACCAUCCCCACGAACCUGGCUCCGGGCAACUAUCUCAUCCGCCACGAGCUGCUGGCUAUUCACCAAGCCAACACGCCCCAAUUUUACCCCGAGUGCGCACAACUUGUCGUCACUGGAAGCGGAACAGCAGCCGCGCCCUCCAGCUUUCUAUAUUCGAUUCCGGCUUAUGCUUCGGCGACCGACCCAGGUAUUGACAUUGACAUUUACACUAGCACUGCCACAACAUACACAAUUCCCGCUGGCGAUGUGUACUCUGGAUUUGAAUUCUAG